Molecule: messenger RNA, 1025 nt
Organism: Aricia agestis (brown argus)
Lineage: Eukaryota; Metazoa; Arthropoda; Insecta; Lepidoptera; Lycaenidae
Product: tetraspanin-7-like
Exons: 5
Coding region: 69-782 (237 amino acids)
Cellular component (GO): membrane
Source: RefSeq, a predicted model, not a curated record
CCCUCGACUUCUCAUUGAAACAACAACACCGGCCACCGUGUAUAGUGAUAAAAUGUAAAACAUUCAAAAUGGGUAACCAAUUCAAAAGUGUGGCAGUAAUUGCCUGCCUAAAAUCUUUGUUGUUUAUUUUUAAUAUUGUGUUUUGGUUGACUGGCCUAAGUAUUCUAAUAGUGGGUCUCUGGGCUGAGUAUGAUCUGUACAAGUACAUGGAGUUGUCACCAGAGUUCUCAGGAACGGCGCCGCUCGUGAUCAUCGGUAUAGCUAGCCUGAUUGUGUUCCUGAGUUCCUUCGCCUUCUCCUGCAUUAUACAAGGACAACCGGUCCUGCUCUAUAUGUAUGGCGGCUUCUUGGCCUGCAUCUUCAUGAUGGACGUCGGUGUGAGCGCCUCCGUGGUGUGUUAUCGAGACACUUUCGCCAAGGGCCUGCAGGAUGGCCUAACUCAGACUAUCAUUAACUACGACCCAAAGAAAACUAACUUCGAUUUCGCACAGUCAACGCUCCAGUGUUGCGGUGUGGCGAACUACUCAGACUGGAUGCGGCUCUCCCCGCAGCGCGUAAUCCCCAUCUCCUGCUGCAUCGACACAAACCACUGCGUCACCGCCAACUACAGCGACGUGUACCAACGAGGCUGUUACGAAAUAAUCGUGGAAUAUAUUACAAGCAACAUGAACAUUAUAAUUGGAGUGGCUGUUGGAACUUCCCUCCUGCCUCUUGUUGGAGCUCUUCUGUCCUGCUCUCUCGCCAACUACAUCAAAAAAUCAAAGUAUGACUCUAUUGAAUAAGAAUAGUAUUAGUAGGUAUUACUAUUACAUAUUCUCAAUUUACGAAUUUCGAAUCUCUUUACUUAUUUGACUGACUACUUGUUUGAAGUAGUGACUUUUUAAAUGUUUUACUCUUAGAUAAUAUUCAAAUAUAAAUGAUGUUAUAAUGUUGGACUUAUACUAUAGUAUAAUACUGUCAAUGCAUGUACUAUUGAAGUUUUUAAAUCUAUACUUUAUCUUGUUCUUAACUUAUCAAUUUUAAAG